GAGAGUUGGGUCAGAGUUGUGCGAGAUUUGGAGGUCGACGGCCAUUUUCUCUCCGUGGUGGAGAAAGCGCGCACUCGAAACCCGGAAUGUCUGGAAUAGCAUUAGGACGUUUGUCAGAGGAGAGAAAAGCCUGGAGGAAGGACCACCCCUUUGGCUUUGUGGCCAAGCCAACCAAAAAUGCUGAUGGUACCCUGAACCUGAUGAACUGGGAGUGUGCAAUCCCUGGGAAAAAGGGGACACCAUGGGAGCAGGGUCUGUAUAAGCUGCGUAUGCUGUUUAAGGAUGACUAUCCCUCCUCGCCACCAAAAUGCAAGUUUGAACCACCCCUGUUUCACCCCAACGUGUACCCGUCUGGCACAGUGUGCCUAUCACUACUCGAUGAGGACAAAGACUGGAGACCGGCCGUUACCAUCAAACAGAUCUUACUAGGAAUCCAGGAACUUUUGAAUACACCGAACAUCAAAGACCCCGCACAGGCAGAAGCAUACUCCUUGUACUGCCAAAACCGAGCUGAGUAUGAGAAGAGAGUGCGCCAGCAAGCAAAGGCCUUUGCAGACCCGGAAAGUUAAACCAAAAGUCAACAUCAUAAUGGGACGUAUACAGAAAGGCUUUUGUUCAACUCAUUCAUCUGAAGUGUUUUCUUUGUUGAGCCCUCAAAGUACAAGAAACAAAUUUGUGAGCAGGCUAAGCCUCAACCCCAGUCUAUAGCUGUUUUACUUUAAGAACAUUCCUAAAUGUACUUCCAUAUAUCAUUGACUUCAGUGUUGUUACCUGCCCUUACCGUCUCAUGGGGGAGUAUUUAUACAAUAAGUACAUUUAGUACCUUGUCCCAAUUGUAUAGAAGAGUUGGGGAAAGUGACAGUAUAUUUCUUAGUAUCUUUGUUUCAUCAAAAUAUCCUCCAAUGUCAGAUGAAGCACACAUCCUUGAGGAAGAUCAGUUCAACUCAAAGCUGUGUGAUCUGUUGCAAUUAAGACACGCACUCUAGUUUUUAUGCUAUCUUCUGAGUCUUACAUGCCCUGUAUGCCAAUAGACAGAUUGUAGCCAAAACUAAGAACUUGGAUACAACCAAAAACACCCCUUGCUGGUUGCCUUCUUCUAUCACGCAUAGACAAGAGCCUGAGAAACCCUUACUAACAUUGAAUCAUUACUUUAGCAACAUUGGAAAAAAGGUGGAAAUUUUUUAUCUUAAGUUUAUAUUCUGCUAUAUCUGUUAGUGCUAACGGCACCCAAAGCAAUUUCAUGGCAGCAAAACUGGAUGCUCGGGUCAUUCUUUUAAUGUACAAAAUGUAGUCAGUUGAAUCAGUCCUAUCCCAUAGCAUACUGAUAUCUGUGAGGCAAAAAUGUGAUGUCACUGAUUGAAAACGGUUGCUGGUUUUGUAUCAUGGCUGGUUCUAGUUAUUUAUGGGCGGUACCCCAAAAAAGAUGCACCAGGAAGCUUGUUUUAGUGCUGUUUCAAACACUUUGAGUAUGAAAUGAUGACAAAAAUGUGCCAAGAAAUGGCAGUAAAACAGGUUUCCUCAUCCUGAAUAUACUGAUUUUUCCACCCUGAAAUUGCAUUGUAUGCCUGUAAUAGGAAGUCCCAUACAUCUGUGACACAACUUUCCUUUAUUUCUCCAUUGCAACAACACUUGAUUUCAUUUGACUCAAAAUACAUGUAGCUACACAGUAUCACAUUGUACAAGCUUUUUUAAAUUUUGCCAGCCAUAGUUAGAUGGAUCAACUUGUGCACACUUGGAUAAAAUGUAAGCAAGUUUGAACUAGGCACAAGAACCUCCCUUAUUUAAAAGCAUCAAAAUUACAUUGUACAUCGUACUACUACUAUCAAUUUUGACCUGUUCCACUCAAGCAACCCAUCAUUGUGUCUUUCCUGGGAAAUAGUCGUUAAAGUAGUAUUAUUAUUAGUCAUUGUUUAAGAGAAGAGUUGUCCAUUUUUAGAUGAAAGCCGUGCCACCACAUGCAGAGGAUAAAUAAGUACUGUUUAGUACUAUCCCUAUCUUACAGAGCAUGUCAAAUGCAACAUCUUAUGAAAUUCUUAGUUUAUUUAUUGUACUUUAGUGUAGACCUUCCUUAUGACUGAUUUUUUAGUCAAUAGUUGUAGAAAGUUUUCUUUAUGCUUGAGGCUGGUU
Molecule: messenger RNA, 2127 nt
Organism: Branchiostoma belcheri (Belcher's lancelet)
Lineage: Eukaryota; Metazoa; Chordata; Leptocardii; Amphioxiformes; Branchiostomatidae
Product: SUMO-conjugating enzyme UBC9-B
Exons: 8
Coding region: 87-569 (160 amino acids)
Biological process (GO): protein sumoylation
Cellular component (GO): nucleus
Molecular function (GO): SUMO conjugating enzyme activity
Source: RefSeq, a predicted model, not a curated record